Molecule: messenger RNA, 910 nt
Organism: Peromyscus eremicus (cactus mouse)
Lineage: Eukaryota; Metazoa; Chordata; Mammalia; Rodentia; Cricetidae
Gene: Nkain4
Product: sodium/potassium transporting ATPase interacting 4
Exons: 7
Coding region: 142-768 (208 amino acids)
Biological process (GO): regulation of sodium ion transport
Source: RefSeq, a predicted model, not a curated record
GCUGGGACGGAAUCUACAAGCUGGAAAGAGGCGGUGUCGGCAAGGCAAGGAGGGCGGGGGGCGCGGUGGACAGAAGCUUUCACACGCGGAGGGCUCCAGCCCACUCUGGCAGCAAAGGUGCCCGCGGGAGGCGUGAAUACCAUGGGCUCUUGCUCCGGCCGCUGCACGCUUCUUGCGCUCUGCGCUCUGCAGCUGGUCACUGCUCUGGAACGGCAGGUGUUUGACUUCCUGGGCUACCAGUGGGCACCCAUCCUGGCCAACUUCGUCCACAUCAUCGUGGUCAUCUUGGGGCUCUUCGGCACCAUUCAGUAUCGGCCACGCUACAUUGUGGUGUAUGCUGUGUGGGCAGCUGUCUGGGUUACCUGGAAUGUCUUCAUUAUCUGCUUCUACCUGGAAGUGGGGGGCCUUUCAAAGGACAGUGAGCUCUUGACCUUCACUCUCUCCCGGCAUCGCUCCUGGUGGGAAGAGCAUGGGCCAGGCUGUCUUCAUGAGGAGGCAGCCACAGCUAGACUGGGGGUAAUGCAUGGCCAGUCCUUGGUGGUAGAUGCCGGCUGUGCCAUGGCGUACAGCUAUGUGGAAACCCUGCACAGUGGUCUGCAGAUCCUGCUGGCGCUCCUGGGUUUCGUCUAUGGCUGCUACGUGGUCAGUGUGCUUACAGAAGAAGAGGACAGCUUUGAUUUCAUUGGUGGAUUUGACCCAUUCCCCCUGUACCAUGUCAAUGAAAAGCCGUCCAGCUUCUUGUCCAAGCAGGCGUAUUUGCCUGCAUAAGUGAGGGAACAGCUGACCCUGCUCCUGCAACCCAGCUUCAGCCACAGGAACAAUGAGGAGACUCCAGGGCUGGAGUCACAGCUCUGCUUCCCUGCCUGCAGAGCAUUUUUUUCCAAAUUCCCCUUGGAUACCAGUGAGGGGC